AUGUUCCUGUCUCUUUAUUUUAUUUGUUUCUUUUUGUCCACCUCCCCUAAAUCACACCCCUGGACUCAUUUCCUUCAAGCACCUCUCUCUCCUCUUCUGGCAUUUGCCCAGUAUGAUGACUCGGCACCAGUACCUCGUUUUCACCCUUCACCAACAAAUGUAACUUUUCAUCGGGGAGAAACAGCAAUUCUUCACUGCUUAAUAGAAAAUUUGGGCACUAAAACAGUUAUGUGGCGGAAGGCAUCUGACCCCCAUCCUUGGACAAUUGGUACCUAUACUUAUGUGAAAGAUUCCAGUGUAUCUGUCAGUCAUGUAGAAAAUUCAAAUGAAUGGAAUCUGUUGAUAAAACAAGUCCAGAAAAGACACGGUGGCGUAUAUGUAUGUCAAGUCAGUACAAGAGACAGGAUAUCUCGACAGGUGCUCUUAAGAGUAAAUGAUAAUCCUGUAAAAGAAGAUACAAAACCAAGCAUUCAAGUGUCUGGUACAUCAUACAUCGAGAAAGGUGAUCCCAUUCAUCUAGUGUGCAAUACAACUGGGUCAGAAUAUCCUCCACAAGACUUAGACUGGUUCAAAGAUGGUAAUAAAAUUAGUACAGAUACUUUGAAAAAGAUUUAUAUAAAUAAAUACCACAUUCAUGACACAAAGACUUUGACAAGCACCUUGGAAAUCACACACAGCAAGAUGUCUGAUGCAGGAGAAUAUGUAUGCCGUAGCUCAAACCUGGAAAUCACGAGUAUAAAAGUUCAUGUCCUGAAUGAACGUGAGUCAUCAACAAUAAAGCGAAAAGGCAUACACAAGAAAGAUUCAGAACUUUGUAAGUAG
Molecule: messenger RNA, 822 nt
Organism: Acanthosepion pharaonis
Lineage: Eukaryota; Metazoa; Mollusca; Cephalopoda; Sepiida; Sepiidae
Source: the annotation of a GenBank genome assembly